AUGCCGAAAUCUUUCACGAAAAUCAAGGCCGUUUUGGAUAAUGUUCGCGCAGGACAACUUGCUAUACCUUUACCAAAAAAUGUUGUCGAAGUGCGCGUUCAAUAUUCUCUAAAUAACAAGAAUGGUCAUAUGGGAGCUAGAAAGUUUGUGAAAGAAUAUCUCCCGAGCUUGAAAUACCACAACGAACACAUCAAAUUUAACAUCGAACACAAGUUACCGAAUGAGAAAGCUCCCACGUUUUCCAUCCAUACGUCCGAGGGUCCAUUAUUUAGCUAUGGCAUGAAGUUGAAACAUUCUGAAACCAUUUCUAAUGAUUUAAAAGCCGAAUUACUAAAAGCUAGUCAGUCAAAGCCAGAGGAAGCCUUUGAAGGAAAAGAAGCAACCUUUUAG
Schizosaccharomyces osmophilus is the source of this 390-nucleotide messenger RNA. RefSeq names its product mitochondrial ribosomal protein subunit Mrp49 (gene mrp49). Lineage: Eukaryota; Fungi; Ascomycota; Schizosaccharomycetes; Schizosaccharomycetales; Schizosaccharomycetaceae. The record is from RefSeq and is a predicted model, not a curated record. The transcript is spliced from 2 exons. Gene Ontology annotation, cellular component: mitochondrion. Bases 1 to 390 code for a protein of 129 amino acids. Gene Ontology annotation, molecular function: structural constituent of ribosome.